UGGAAUAAUUUGGGCAAGCAGGUCUCCUUUUUCAUCCCCUAUGCUCUUGGUGACCAAACAAGAUGGCUCUUGGAGAUUUUGCGUCGAUUACCGAGAAUUGAAUAGCUGCACCCUCAACGACAAGUUUCCUAUUCCAGUGAUAGAUGAGUUAUUGGAUGAACUGCAUGGGUCAAAAUUAUUCACCAAACUUGAUCUUCGAUCAGGGUACCACCAGAUUCGAAUACAUCCAGAUGGUUUGGAAAAGACAGCACUCUGAACCCAUCAUGGCCACUUUGAGUUUCUGGUAAUGCCUUUUGGGCUUACCAAUGCCCCUUCGACCUUCCAGUCCUUAAUGAAUGAGCAGCACAACUUAUUUCUCAAAAGGUCGAAGUGUGUCUUCGAGGAGGACCAUGUUCGUUAUCUAGGGCAUAUUGUCCAUGACCAUGGUGUAUCUAUUGAUGCUGACAAAGUGCAAGUAGUGGCAGAUUGGCCAACUCCAACUUCGCCAACAAGCCUUCGAGGUUUCCUCGGGUUAGCAGGAUUCUACCGCCGAUUCAUUAAAGGUUAUGGAGUUCUGGCAGCACCUUUAACGAAUCUGCUAUGCAAGAACGCAUUUGAUUGGUCCCAAGAAGCUGCACAGGCUUUUGAGGAGUUAAAACGUGCAUUGACAACAACACCAUUAUUAAGCUUACUAGAUGUCUCACUCCCAUUUGUUGUUGAGUGUGAUGCUUCAUGCAGUGGCAUUGGGGCUGUGUUACAACAAGGGCUGCACCCAAUAGCAUUUUUCAGUAAGAAGUUGGCAGAUCGUCACUUGAAGCUCCCAGCUUAUGAAAGAGAACUGAUCGGCUUAUCGUAGGCAGUCCGGAAUUGGAGGCAUUAUCUCUGGGGGCAGAAUUUUGUGAUUAGAACAUAUCUAUACAGCUUGAGUUUCCUUCCGCAACAACGACUUACAACUUCCCCACAACAGCACUAGAUAAGCAAAUUAUUGGGCUAUGACUUUACUGUAGAAUAUAAACCCGGGAAGUUGAAUGUAGUAGCAGAUGCCUUAUCACGGAGGAACCAGGAUACAUCAGAGUAUUUCACAAUCUCCUUGUUGCGUUCAAAGUUAUUAGACGACAUUAAAAUUGUUGUACGUGACUCAGAGGAGUACAAGCCAUUCGUCCAAAAUUGUGACAGUUAGAAGGAGGAAAUGUGGUUCUUGAAAGAAGGAAUGGUUUUUUAUAGAGGGAAAAAUUUUAUUCCCCCACACUCAGACCUCACUCUGCGAAUUUUGCAGGAAAUCCACAGCUCCAACCAUGAGGGGGUACAGAAAACGAUCCACCGUGUCCGCAGAGACUUUUACUGGCCGGGGUUGAAUAAAAUGGUCCACGAAUUUGUUUCUAAUUGCUCCACCUGUAACCCCUCACCUAUUCGAGUAAAAUUAA
Messenger RNA from Ipomoea triloba (trilobed morning glory), 1403 nucleotides. RefSeq lists its product as uncharacterized. The record is from RefSeq and is a predicted model, not a curated record. Bases 287 to 835 code for a protein of 182 amino acids. The transcript has 2 exons. NCBI's taxonomy places the organism in Eukaryota, Viridiplantae, Streptophyta, Magnoliopsida, Solanales, Convolvulaceae.